AUGGAACCGUUGCUCUUUACUAGUGGGAAAGCGGAUCCCUCACAAGAUGCUUUCAUAGAUGUAGAAGUUGGUGAUAUAUCCACCAAAUAUGGUGCUACAAAUUCUGGAUCAUUCAGUUCGAUGGACACAAUGGAAGCGCAAGCGAUAAAGGCAGAAACGACUAGGUUUCUUGAGGUACCGCAAGGUAGACAUCUAGGUGUGUUUUCCACGGUUAUCUUGUUUGUUUCAAGGAUAAUGGGAUCGGGUAUAUUUGCGGUUCCCAGCGUGAUGUUGUUGAACACAGGUGGUAAUAAGUUGAUAUAUUUUGCGAUAUGGAUUUUUAGCGCUAUGAUUGCGUUUGCCGGAUUAUACCUUUUCCUAGAGUUUGGUUCAUGGAUACCGAAAUCUGGAGGACGUAAAAACUUCCUCGAGCAUAGUUUCAAAAAGCCCAGACUUUUAAUCAGUGUGGUGUUUUCAUGCUAUAGUAUUUUGACCGGUUACGCAUUAACGGGCUCCAUUGUGUUUGGCAAGUACGUUUUAAGCGCGUUUGGAGUUACGGAUGACUCGUGGUCCAAAUACGUUAGCAUAUCCUUUAUUGUCCUAGCAGUUCUCAUUCACGGUGUCUCUGUGAGGCAUGGGGUUUUCAUACAGAAUGCUCUUGGGGGUUUGAAGCUGCUCAUGAUUGUUUUAAUGUGCUUUGCCGGACUAUACACUCUGAUAUUUUAUAAGGCAACCGAUCAAGUGGCUUGGGAACUACCCAUAACGCGAACAGAACAAGACUCUCUACUAUCCGUGUCUUCCGUCGCGACUGCCUUCAUUAGUGCAUUUUUCUGUUUUUCUGGAUGGGAUACGGUUCAUACAGUCACAUCAGAAAUUAAGAAUCCGGUUAAAACAUUGAAAGUGUCGGGCCCAUUAUCACUGGUAAUUUGUUUCGUAUGUUACACGAUGAUGAACGUUGCAUAUUUGAAAGUGUUGACCUAUGAGGAAAUUGUUAAUGCAGGUCCUCUUGUUGGUUCGGUGCUAUUUACCAAACUUUUUGGACCACAAAUUGGUGGGAAAUUCAUUUCCUUUUCCAUUGCGAUCUCGGCAGCUUCCAAUAUUUUAGUCGUCAUCUAUAGUGUAUCGAGGGUAAACCAGGAAAUUUUCAAAGAAGGUUACUUACCAUUCAGUAUACAUAUGUCCAAAAACUGGCCAUUCGAUGCACCUUUGCCAUCCAUUUCUCUAUGUGGCUUUAUAACCAUCGCAUGGAUACUAAUUUUGCCCAAAGAGGGCGAAUCCUUCAACUAUCUCGUAUCAAUGGAUGGUUAUGGUAACCAGUUCUUUUUACUACUAGUCGGAGUCGGGCUAUUUGUUUGGAGGUCCAAACAUAAACAUGAAACGCCCCAGAUUCGUGCGCCCACUUUUGGUGUCUUGGCGAUUAUCGCAUUAUCGUUAUACAUGCUGGUGGCCCCAUUUUUGGCAGACGCCAGCUUGAACAGAGUUGGUUUCUUACCACCUUACCAAAUCAUGUCAUUGCUAGUGAUAUUUGCAUGCUUUCUUUUUUGGUUCAUCAAGUUUUUUGUACUACCCAAACUUUACCAUUACAAACUUUUGCCCAAAAUUACUUAUCUGCACGACGGGCUCGUUGUAACAAAAUGGGUUAAAAAGCCAUAUUUAUAUUGA
Saccharomyces eubayanus is the source of this 1641-nucleotide messenger RNA. RefSeq names its product Mup3p (gene MUP3). Gene Ontology annotation, cellular component: membrane. Gene Ontology annotation, biological process: amino acid transmembrane transport. Gene Ontology annotation, molecular function: L-amino acid transmembrane transporter activity. The record is from RefSeq and is a predicted model, not a curated record. Lineage: Eukaryota; Fungi; Ascomycota; Saccharomycetes; Saccharomycetales; Saccharomycetaceae. The coding region runs from base 1 to 1641 and encodes 546 amino acids. The transcript has a single exon.